This is a messenger RNA of Tarenaya hassleriana, 5029 nucleotides long. RefSeq lists its product as uncharacterized. Gene Ontology annotation, molecular function: helicase activity. The record is from RefSeq and is a predicted model, not a curated record. Bases 519 to 4496 code for a protein of 1325 amino acids. The transcript is spliced from 9 exons. NCBI's taxonomy places the organism in Eukaryota, Viridiplantae, Streptophyta, Magnoliopsida, Brassicales, Cleomaceae.
UAUCCAUCAGAACGGUGUACAGAUUCAGGGCCCAAAUGCAUCUAUCUCUGUUCAUUCAAUCUUCGCCGUCCGAUUCCCUCUCUGCUCCUCAAUCCAACGGUCCAAAUCCAAUCUGACGUCUUCUCUCAACCACCAGAUUCUUCUCUCCCCUUCCGUCGAAAACUCCGUGGAAUCGCCGAAAUCAAUAGGAGAGAGAAAGAGAUAGACAGAGAAACACGAGAUCAGAUCUCCGAUCUCCGCCUCCGUCUCGGCCGGCCGCCACCGUCGUCGAAGCAUUCUCUCCUCCUCCUUUUUCCUUGCCGGAGUAGUGUCCGUCGUCGCCCAGACGUCUUUCGGACUUCCUCUUGUCGUUGGUCGAUCCGAGGAAACCCUAGAGAAGCUGCUGUCUUCGAGAGGGAUAACAUCUUUUGAUUCCUUAUCUUCUGGCAUCUUAUGUGCAUAUUCGCACAGAAGAAAGAAAACAUAUUACUUGUACUUGCACGGAACUACUCUUCACUGUUUAUGACUAUACAUAAGCGAUGGGUUCUCGAGGAAAACUGCUAUUUGAUCUUAAUGAGCUUCCUGCGGAAGAUGGUGAUGGGAAUGACCAUGUAAUUUGCAGUCAACCUCAAAAGGUUAUUCCAUCUGCAAACCCUAAUACCUCUGGUAUGCUUGCAACACCGGAUAAUGCUCAAAAUAUUGUAAACAUUCGUGCAUUCUCGCAUGCAUCAACAGUUUCUGGUUUUCAGCCUUUUGUCCGCCCUAAGGCUGCACAACAUCUGGAUGUAUCAGUUCAGCAAAGAAAGGAAGAGGAUACAAUCAAGGCUACAGUAUCUUUGUCAUCAUCAAGGCCAGACACAUGUGAGGAAACAAAAGUUGCAUCAUCAAUAGUUUCUAGUACAACUGCAGUUGAAACCUCUGAGAGAGAGGAAGGAGAAUGGACUGAGUCUGAGGCUCCUGAUAAUGAGCAUGUACAUAAUAACUCUGAUUCUAAGGGUAUGUCACGAGAACAGGGGAUGCCUGAAAGUGGUGCCUUUUCUGAUAAUACCCCAGUAGGAUUAGAUCAUGAUCAAAGCUCUGGUCUUCAAAAGAGAAACACCAACCAUAUUUCAGAAGGCAGUGCUAAAGACAGUGUUGAUGGUCCUCAAGAACAGGGUUUGACCAUGAAGCAGAGAGAUAUCAAAGGUGUUGAAGCAAGCCACACAAUCAAGUGUGCUAACACCACUGUCAAAAGAAAGAUGGAUCAGCAUAAAGAAGCAAUGUUGGGGAAGAAACGGAAUAGGCAGACCAUGUUUUUGAAUUUGGAAGAUGUCAAGCAAGCUGGUCCUAUUAAAACAUCAACACCUAGAAGACAGAAUUUCCCACAACCCGUCAUCACACGCACAGUCAAAGAACCUCGGGCAGGGCCUCCUGCUGCUGAGCAUGAUGGUGAAAGUCAGAGUCAUGUCUUAAAUAGAGAUAAAACACCAAUUGAUGCUCCCUCAAAUGGAGGUCUUCAUGAAUCAUCUGAACUGAAGUCCGAAUGCAACGGCGAAUCAUAUUCGGGAUUACUUGGUAGACCUAGGAGGCUGAAUGGGGAUACAGGACCUUCUGCUGAUGUGACAGUAACAUCUGUUUCGAGGCAGGGUUCAUGGAAGCAUCCAACAGAUUCAAGGAAGCCCAAGAUUGGCCAGUACUCUAAUAGACAAGUACCCUUAAGUAGCCAAAGUUCUAUAGACUCAAAAUUGGGAAACAAAAAGGUUGUUCUUUCCAAGAAGCCAGCCACAGCUAGUACACAAUAUCAGGAUACCUCGGUGGAACGUCUUAUACGGGAGGUCACCAAUGAAAAAUUCUGGCAUCAUGCAGAGGAUACUGAGCUCCAAUGUGUUCCUGGGCGGUUUGAAUCUGUGGAUGAGUACGUCAGAGUUUUCGAACCUUUACUUUUUGAGGAAUGCCGGGCACAGCUUUACAGCACAUGGGAAGAGAUGACUGAAGCAAAUGCAUAUAUGAAGGUCCGAAUAAAGUUCGUAGAAAGAAGAGAGAGAGGAUGGUACGACGUAAUACUUCUCUCAGUUAACGACAGUAAAUGGCCUUUCAAGGAGGGGGAUGUUGCUGUUCUCUCAAAUCCUGUUCCAGACUCAGAUGAGGAGCGUGAGGAUACUGGGCGUGUAGCUGGUACAGUUAGGAGGCAUAUACCGGUUGAUACCCGUGAUCCUCCUGGAGCAAUUCUUCAUUUCUAUAUUGGAGACUCUUAUGAUAGCGGCAGGAUGGAUGAAAAUCAUAUUUUGCGAAAGCUUAAACCUAAGGAGAUCUGGCGUUUGACAGUGCUGGGUUCGCUUGCAACGACACAGAGAGAAUAUGUUGCGCUGCAUGCAUUUUCUCGUCUUAAUCCACAGAUGCAAAAUGCAAUUCUCAGGCCCAGCCCGGAGCAGUUUCCUAAUUACGAGGAGCAGACCCCUGCAAUGCCUGACUGUUUCACACCGAACUUUGUUGAUCAUUUGCAUAGGAGUUUUAACUCUCCCCAGCUGGCAGCAAUCCACUGGGCAGCAAUGCAUACAGCCGCAGGUACUGGUAGUGGGAUAAAGAGGCAAGAUCCAUGGCCGUUUACUCUUGUUCAGGGCCCUCCAGGAACGGGCAAGACGCACACGGUUUGGGGAAUGUUGAAUGUUAUCCAUUUGGUUCAGUAUCAACACUACUACACUUCUUUGCUGAAGAAACUAGCGCCUGAGAGCUAUAAACAGGUUAAUGAGAGUAGCUCAGAUAAUGUUGUAGCAGGAUCGAUUGACGAAGUGCUACAAAACAUGGACCAGAAUCUGUUCCGUACGCUACCUCAACUCUGCGCGAAGCCGCGGAUGCUUGUUUGUGCUCCUUCAAAUGCCGCAACUGAUGAGCUUCUUUCACGUGUCCUCGAUCGUGGGUUCAUCGACGGAGAAAUGAAGGUAUAUCGCCCGGAUGUGGCUCGAGUGGGCGUCGAUUCUCAAACUCGAGCUGCUCAAGCUGUUUCUGUGGAGCGAAGAAGUGAGCAGCUACUCGCUAAGCCUCGUGAGGAAAUUCUAGGACACAUGCAAUACCUGAGACAACGUGAGGCUGCACUAUCUGUACAGAUAGCUGGACUUAAAAGGGACCUAACUGCUGCAGCCUUUGCAACUCGAUCUCAAGGAUCUGUUGGAGUUGAUCCCGAUGUUCUUAUGGCUAGGGACCAGAACAGAGAUGCAUUGUUACAGACCCUUGCCGCUGUGGUCGAAUCCAAAGAUAAAGUCCUUGUCGAAAUGUCUCGCCUUCUCAUUGUCGAGGAGAAAUUUCGCGCUGGUAAUAAUUUCAACCUUGAAGAAGCUCGUGCGAAUCUAGAGGCAAGUUUCGCAAAUGAAGCUGAGGUUGUUUUUACUACCGUAUCGAGUAGUGGCCGGAAAUUGUUCUCUCGUCUCACCCAUGGCUUUGAUAUGGUGGUCAUUGAUGAGGCUGCUCAAGCUAGUGAGGUCGGAGUUCUUCCUCCCCUUUCACUUGGUGCCGCACGUUGUGUUCUUGUCGGUGAUCCUCAGCAGCUUCCUGCCACGGUUAUCAGCAAGGCUGCUGGUACACUUCUAUAUAGCAGAAGUCUCUUUGAAAGGUUUCAGCAAGCAGGAUGCCCGACAUUGUUGUUAACCGUUCAAUAUAGGAUGCAUCCUCAGAUCCGUGAUUUUCCUUCGAGAUACUUCUACCAAGGACGCCUUAGUGAUAGCGAAAGCGUUGCCAAUUCUCCCGAUGAGGUUUACUACAAAGACCCUGUACUUAGACCGUACCUUUUCUUCAAUAUCAGCCAUGGACGGGAGUCGCAUAGAGGUGGAUCCGUGUCUUAUGAGAACGUCGAUGAAGCACGCUUCUGUGUCGGGCUGUACAUGCAUCUUCAGAAAACGCUGAAGGCGAUGGGCGCUGCCGGGAAAGUUUCGGUUGGUAUAAUAACACCGUACAAGCUGCAGCUGAAAUGCUUGAAACACGAGUUUGGGAAUGCGUUGGGUCAAGAGGAACUGAAAGAGCUGUAUAUAAAUACCGUGGACGCAUUCCAAGGCCAAGAACGUGAUAUCAUAGUGAUGUCGUGUGUGCGUGCUUCUAACCAUGGUGUCGGGUUCGUUGCAGAUGUCCGCCGCAUGAACGUCGCUCUUACCCGAGCGAGAAGGGCUCUAUGGGUGAUGGGAAAUGCAGCGGCGCUAGUGAAAUCAGACGAUUGGGCUGCAUUGAUAAACGAUGCCAAGGCCAGAAGCUGUUUUAUGGAGAUGGAGUCACUUCCCAAGGAUUUCCCAGUACCGAAAGGACCACCACCACCUAACUAUAGCCAGAAGGUGCCUAAUGCGAGAGGGGCCCGAUCUGGGGGUGGGCCAAGAACAAGAGCUAAUGAAGACGAGGAGAGGAUGGGGUUUCCGAGAAACGGGAAUUUUCGAAGGGAGAAGUCGUUGGAUGAUUUGGAUCAACCGGGGGAUAGAUACAGAGAUGCGUGGCAGCAUGGGAUACAGAAGAGGCAAAACUUCGGAGGACGGCCGGCAUUGGGGAAAAGAGACCAAUAAAUAAUCAUCCUCUGAAUUGAUUUCUGACUCAAAUCAAUUAAGGAAGUCUUUUGGCCAAAAGCAACUCGGAGGACAACGUAAACGAUCAUCGGCGCCUGUAGAGGGUCAGGAAACCAUAAAACCGUGAAAGCUGGCCCCAAUCCAAUGCAUGCGGUUCAUGCGACGAAGAUGGUCACAGUCGAAAGCCGUGCUGGCUUCGUCGGGAGGGGAUGGGGAAGGGCCUUGUCUGGUCGCCGGAAUAAGUCAGAAAGAGGCUCUCUGUCAGUCCGCACAAGUGGGGAGAUAAGACGCAGAAAGACGAAUGUUCUGGUCGGGGGGCAAAAGGUACAGAAGUGGAGAAACAAAAGCAAUAAGGGUGGGUGGGGAUAUGGAUAAGAUUCUCCCACUCUCACAUGAUAGAUAGUAGAUACAUCACCUGACUGCACACCAAAGGGCGCAGUCUUUCUUUUGUUUCUUUUUUAAGUUCCGAAAUCCUUGAUGUUGUUGAUAGUUGAAUAACAAUUAAAUUUUUUACACGGAUCAUUUUGACUACA